AUGCGCUGUGCCAUCAUAUUGCUCUGCGUCUCCGUGGCGUACGCCCUUCCCAAGGGGGUCAACCUUUGCCUCGGGGAGGACAAUCAAACCCACCUUUGCAAGCGAGGAGAAAGCGCUGAUAAGGUGCUCGACCGUCGAGAGCCUCUCAACGUUUGCCUUGACGCCAACGGCAAGACCUAUUAUUGUUAA
Messenger RNA from Pyricularia pennisetigena, 189 nucleotides. RefSeq lists its product as uncharacterized. The record is from RefSeq and is a predicted model, not a curated record. Lineage: Eukaryota; Fungi; Ascomycota; Sordariomycetes; Magnaporthales; Pyriculariaceae. The coding region runs from base 1 to 189 and encodes 62 amino acids. The transcript has a single exon.